Nerophis lumbriciformis (worm pipefish) is the source of this 4101-nucleotide messenger RNA. The record is from RefSeq and is a predicted model, not a curated record. NCBI's taxonomy places the organism in Eukaryota, Metazoa, Chordata, Actinopteri, Syngnathiformes, Syngnathidae.
AUGAAUAUUGAUACCGAGGUCAAAAGAGGGAUAACUGUCCUCUGGGAGACCCUGCAGUGUCCUAUUUGUCUGGAAUUGUUGACUCAACCUGUUUCUACAAAGUGUGACCACCAGUUUUGCAAAUUUUGUAUGCUAAAGCUGUUGGACAACACCAAAAGAAGCACAGCCAACUGCCCAGUGUGUAAAGAAAAGAUAACCAAGAGGAGCUUGCGGGAGAGUCAGAGUUUUCAAAGACUUGUCACAGGAGUGCAGGACAUGAUCCAGGCAUAUGAGUAUGACACUGCCACAAACUAUUUCACUGGACUUGCGCAGGAAAUAAAACGAUCUCACAGUGUCAUUUAUGACAAGCAGGUUGAUAAGCCAACAGACAAAUUGGAGGGUGUUGAAAAUACACUUCAGAGUUCUCACUCAUCAACAAAAGCAGCCCUCCAAGGAUUUGCAAAAGUCAUGGGCUUUGAUGAUUCCAAUCCUUUGAUGACAGAAGGUGAAAUUCAAGAAGGCGGCCUCACAGACUCUGUUCAAACCUCACAGUAUAUGGAGUCAAAGAAAGCAACAGUUAAAACCUCAAGACUAGUGUCUCGAAGGAAAAGCCGAAAGGACCAAGUUGUGCCAGCUGUUUUGGAAAAUCAAACUGUAACGCAAUCUGCUGGGCAGAAAACUGAUCCAGAGUUGGAGCAUAUCUCUGAGAAGAAGAAGAAGGAAAGUGUGGAGAAGGUUGCCGAGUGGCUUCUGAAGGUUCCUGCUGAGGAGAGCCUUGUGUUGGAUGAACCCACAGAAGUUGCUCGCAUUUCAGAUGACUCGAAUCGCUCCGCUUCAACUCCGGACAUCAAGACAUUCAACAAUAAGAAGCAGGUCACCAAAACCCUUGAGGAUGAGGUGUUUGGAACCACCUACAAACGAGAGCGAAAAAGUAACUCAAACGCACACUCCUCAGGGAUACAGCCCAAGGCGACCAGCGUGACACUUGCUGAUGUCAGGAAAAGCACUGAAGAGAAUUGUGGAGAUGUGGAAAUGUCUACAACAAAUAUUCAUGAUGAGGAUCUAGACAAUUCUUCAGAAAAUGAUGAAAAUGACAAAAUUGAUUUUUACAGCCUCGAAAUCAUUCAUCUUAAACGCAAGCCAAUAAAGAGAUUACGUAGUGCAUUACAGCAGGUUGACUCCGAUUUGCAGACAAAGGCGAAGAUGGAAUGCAUUGGUCCGAAAAAAGCAGACAAGCCGAGAGGUUCUUCAGAGAGAGGCAAAUCCACCAGGUCCGCCAGAACUGUGAAACCUCUGAUUCUUGUCGGAGUGCAAAAUGAAGAUGACAUCGCUAAGAGUAAGCUGCCACCAGAGGCCGUUCAGGUUCAUAUUGAGAACUACCCAAGCAGCGAGGACCAGGAGUCGGCCGUCGCAUCCUGCAUUAGGAGAAGCAGAAGGCUGCUUUUGUCCUCCCAGAAUGCACAGCAGCAAACUCCCUUGAAAGCUGCAACUGGACAGGGUGCAAAAACACUCGGAAAGAAAGUCAAAGACAAUAGAACAUCACCUCUGUUGGAUCAAAAUAAUUGUAAAAGUAACGGAUGCGUUUAUGAGAAAGACAUUUGUGCAAUCGAAAACAUGGAGCUCUCCCAUCUGGAGAAUGUUGUCACUGGAGUCACUCUAACUGAAAGCAAGGCAUGUGCAGAUCCUGACCCUCCUCCAAUCCCAAGUUCUGCAACUGACAAUGGGGUUGCUCAAGAAGAGGCAGUUAAGUGUUUGAUUGCAAGUACCCUGGCGGAAAAGGAGGAGAACAGUAAUGAUAGCAAGAUGGACAGUGAUCAACUCUUCAAGCGCUCCAAACCCACCAAAAGGAAGCCAUUCCUCACAACUCGGCAGGGUGCGAAAUCACUUAAAAAGAAUGUUAAAGACAAUGGAACAUUGGUUCAGUCAGAUACAAAGACUCCUAGAAGUAACGGAUACGUUUAUGACAAAAACAUCUGUGCAAUCGAAAACAUGGAGAUCUCCAAUCUGGAGAAUCUUGUCACGGGAGUUCCUCUAACUGAAAGCAAGGCAUUUGCAGAUACUGACCUUCCUCUGAUCCCAAGUUCUGCAACUGUCGAUGGGGUGACUGUGGAAGGUCGAGUUCAUCGUUCAAUUCCGAGUACCACGGCGGAAAAGGAGAACUGUAACGAUAGCGAGAUGGACACUGAACAACUCUUCAAGAGCUUCAAGCCAACCAAAAGAAAGUCAUUCCGCCUUACCCGUUCAAACAGGAAGAAGAGUCAGAGUGGGGAUGAAAAACCCAUGCUCAGUCCGAAGAAGAGCAACCCUACUGAAUCAGAUCAACAGUGUGCCAAAGAACAAACUUUGCCAAUGUCGGACCUAACCGAGCCAUCACCUUGUAGCGAUUUGAUCCCCCCGACCAAUUUUCCCUUGAGGAAAAUAAAUUCAGAAGUGGUAGCUGCUUCAGUUCUCCUCAGGAGUACUGUCAGCAGUGCCUUGAGUCCCAACAAAGUGGCAAUGCGUGAAACAGAAAGCCCUCUUAUGUCCUUUGUCCCCCAGAUCGUUGAUUCUGGACUUUGCUUUCAUGAACGAGAGCGCCAGGUAAUUCCAGAGAGUACGUUAGAAACCUCUACAAGGGAGAGUCAAAAGAACACCACAGAAAGUCCUACCAAGGCUGGGAACAGUUCAGUGACUGCGUACCAACAUCUCUUAGAGACUGACUGCUCCAUGACUCCCGACGGCCUUGACAUCCCACCAGGCCAACCACGUCACGGAACACAGACAAGCCCGCUAUCGUACAGCCGAAGCAAACCUAGGAGGAAAAUGCGAAGGAGAGCCCGGAGGCUGCAGUACUCAUCAGAGACACAAAGCAGCUUCAGUGAGCAGUUGCAAACUUUUGAAAUAUUCCAAAAAGACACUCCACCCACUCAGGACAGAUGUGCCGAUAAAGCUAAUGGACAUGAAGCUAAUGCUGACGCUGACCAGCAGGAAGCUAAUGCUGAAACUAAUGACCAGGAAGCUAAUGAUGUGCCAGGAUGGAGUUCGAGUCCGGACUACGUUGCCUCCAGCCAAGCAUCUGUCGAUUUGUUUGACCCUCCAGAUGAACAUGAUGUGCCAGUGACUGGUGCCAGCAUUUCUGCAGAGUCGUCACAAUUCGCAACUGAGCUUCUUGUCACACAGCAAAAGAUGGAGAUGCAGAAAGAGCUUGUGAGGCUGGAGAAGUUAAUGGCAUUGGUGACCGAGGUGCUCCAAGAGAAGGAGGCCAAUCCUUCUGUGUGCCCAGUUGUGCGAAAAGGUGGUGAAUGUGACCUGGAUGUAAACCAUAAUCCAGAAUGUAAAACCCUAGCAGAAGUUAUGGAGGAGCCUGAGAGACGUCCUCAAAAUGGAGAACAGUUGGCUCAGACUGCUAAAGAAAUGUCGACAACACCCUCUGCACAUGCAGAAGCAGGGGAGAAAAGUGUCGCCGAAUCAAAUUCAACCUCUAGCGACAAAGAGAACAAAACUCCCGAGAGUGACGGAAACAGAGCUAAAAUGGUGCUUGUGUCAUCUGGUUUGGCCCCCGCUGAGCAGAUCACUGUGAAGAGGUUUGCUAAGAGACUCUGCGCUCGUGUGGUUUCCCAGGUGACGGCGGAGGUGACUCACAUUGUCAUGCGCACAGAUGACCAACUUGUAUGCGAGCGUACACUCAAAUACUUCCUUGGCAUUGCAAGCAGAAAGUGGGUGGUGAGCUUCAAUUGGAUUACUGAAUGCUUCAAGCAAAAGAAACUCUUGGACGAGAGUUUAUACGAAGUGAGAGGUGACGUGGUGAACGGGUCUAACCAUCUUGGCCCUAUGAGAGCUCGCACCACCAAUGACGAUAACCUUCUCAUGAGGGACUACGAAAUCUGUUUCCAAGGACCUUUCCCAGACAUGACCACAGAGGAAAUGGAGUGGAUGGUGCAGCUGUGUGGAGCCACGGUGGCCAAAGACCCGCUUGAGCUCCAAAUGAAACGGAAGUCCAAUCAACUGGUCAUCGUUCAGACUGCAUCGGCGCCAUGUACAUACAGCGGUCUCCUCAAACAAGUCCCAGUUGUGACUCGCGGUUGGUUGUUGGACUCGGUGGGCACCUACACCCUCCAAGGUUACAGCAACUACCUAGCGUGA